Messenger RNA from Ostrea edulis (European flat oyster), 6067 nucleotides. RefSeq names its product WD repeat-containing protein 81-like. Gene Ontology annotation, molecular function: protein binding; phosphatidylinositol 3-kinase regulator activity. Gene Ontology annotation, biological process: aggrephagy. Bases 151 to 5706 code for a protein of 1851 amino acids. The transcript is spliced from 27 exons. The record is from RefSeq and is a predicted model, not a curated record. Gene Ontology annotation, cellular component: mitochondrion. Lineage: Eukaryota; Metazoa; Mollusca; Bivalvia; Ostreida; Ostreidae.
UUGUUGUACAACUUAACCGAUCAUACACAACCGGAAAUUAAUAAUUUCCCUCCCACCUGACAGUGAAUUGUUUUCAAUUGAAAGAAACGAUGUAAACUGUGAUUUCAUCUGACUGGCAAGCCUUGCAAAGGCUGUGUGAUGUAGAUAGAAAUGGCUAACGAUAUUUCUGAAGCCUUUGGGAUACCGACGAAGUUUCUGAAGCCUGUUUCAGCGACAAAGUUUUUGGGAUUGGUGAAGGAGCAGUGGUUGUUAUGGCUGGUAGAGAAGGGAAGAUGUCCAGAAGAAUUAGACACCGAUAUCUCGGACUCUGAAAUAGAAGGACUGUUAGCUCUGUCUAACACCCAAACUCCCCAACCAUGGGUCAGAAUAUUCAUAAAGAUCAAAGAACAAUCUUACAAUCUUCAAAUGCUAAUGAAGCCACCAGACUUUUACACGGUUCCCCAUACAUUGCACGGUCACCUUGACAACAUAAGUCAGAGGGUUUACCAGGACAUGUGGAACACUGUUUACAGUCGUUAUGGAGAAGGGAAGUUACCCACAAUGCCUCAUUUACAGGGUCUUCAGAACAUGUCUAGUCAGGAAUGUGUGAUGGGUGGUCUAGAUGUAUCCGGGUUUUUGCUGGGAGAGAGCUCCAUUCCUAGUAUUAUACCUGUGUAUGCAGUGAAGAAGAGUGGGGACUGUGUAAUCGUGAUAGAGAAGUACAUUUCACACACGAUACACAGCAUUCUAGCUUACAGUCCAGCCAUUGUCAACCAGUCCAUUGCUAAACCUCUGUUCCUUUUGUACCAACUCCUGAAAGUGAUGCUAACAUUCCACAGACAGCGGGCUAGAAUUGGGGACCUCAGUAUUCACAAUGUAUUAGUGGACUCAAAUCUUUGGAUCUACAAGUCUGCGGUGUUGACAAAGGUUCCGACAUUGGAGAGUCAACUAAAGUUGGACGAGAGUUGUACAAAUAUGGAAACGGUCACCAAUUCCAGGAUUGACAUGACACUACUGGAGAAGAUUGAGAACAUGGAACCCUUGCAGUUCCAGCAUUACUACAAUCAGCUGAGUGUAGAACUGGGGGAUUUACCAAUCUUAGUGGAUAUGUGGGUAAACAGAAAAAUCUCCAAUUUCAAAUAUUUGUUGAUUUUAAAUCAUUUGGCUGGACGAAGAAUGGGCGACCCGAAUCACCACCCUGUAUUGCCAUGGGUGAUGGAUUUCUCUGGUUCAGAUACGGGUCUGCGUGAUCUCACAGUGUCAAAGUUCAGACUAAACAAGGGAGACCACCAGCUGGAUCUGACCUUCCAGACUUUUUCCAGUGACCACAUUCCUCACCAUGUUCCUGAUGUCUUGUCUGAUAUCACAUACUACGUCUACAAAGCCAGACAGACCCCAAAAUCUACAUUGUGCAGGUACGUCAGAUCAAAGUGGGUCCCUAAUGAAUAUCCACACAGCAUGCAAAGAAUGCAGGAGUGGACACCAGAUGAAUGUAUCCCAGAAUUCUUCACAGAAGUCUCCAUUUUUACCUCCAUCCAUGAAGAUUUACCGGACUUGGAGCUUCCCUGCUGGUGUAGGUCUGCGGAGGACUUUGUGAUGAGACACAGGGAGGUUCUGGAGAGUGACUCGGUGUCUGAGGACCUCCAUCACUGGAUUGACCUUACAUUUGGGUUCAAGCUGUCGGGUUCUGCGGCAGUGCAGAGUAAAAAUGUCAACCUACGAUUGGUGGACAAUCAUACCACAGUCCUAAAUCACGGAGUGGUCCAGCUCUUCCAGGAGCCCCACCCCCACAGGAUCCCCCCGGCUACAUCUAUGAAGCCAACGGCACCCCGCUUACCAAAGAAUAUGUUUGUCCAUCAUUCUCUGCCAGAAUUGCAAGAAGAAAGUCAUGUUGACAAAGGACAAAGCAGAGUGAUAAAGGGUCCGGAGAACGACAGAAUUACCCUACCAAAGAUGUACGAUCCUCUUGCUGAUCUCAACCAGCUGGAGGCCUCCUACGUUUUCUCCAGUCGGACUUUUAAACAGAUGCCAAAGAAGAGAGAUCCGCAGGUCAGACUUAUCCUGGACCCCGUGACGGACUCCGUUUGGAGAGAUAUGCAGAGCUUUGCCUGUUUGGCAUGUGAAAUUUUCCUGAAGGACCAGACUUCAUUCCAGGACAGUUCCUGGUCCCUAGAGGAUCGGUUCUCUUACCUGUGUCAGGUGUACAGGGAGAAUCCUAAUGAGAUACCCAGAUGCAUUGCUUCCCUUCUUGAAGAAGUUCUCUAUUUACACAAUCCUCAGCCAGUUGAUGAUAUUGCCACUAGAGGGCACCUCUCUCUGUUCAAGUACCCCACCGUGAGUUCCCGUGGGUUACCACCCCCAACGCCUGCCCAGAUCUUGCACCCUUUUGUGGACUUGUUGCCAUUCCCCGGUUACUUUCCCCAACUGUACGAGUGUAUCUGCAACCUCAGACACAAGGACCAGGAGAUUGAUCAGAUACGAUGGAGGAAAAUCAACACACUAGAGAAGGACAAACUAAUCAAGGUCAUCUCCCGCGAGAAGGUCACCAUUCUACAGCACUUCCUGGAGGAGAAUCAGGGUUGCUAUGGUGAGGAGGGAAUCGAGCUGGUGCUGCCUUACGUCCGGGAAUUGUUCACUCGAGAGGAUACUGCAGUCCAGGCAGCCUGGUCACUGUUCAAUCUCAUUGGGCAAGAACUGGGACAAAAAGAAACGGCCAGAAUCUUUUUGCCAUAUCUGGUGAGAAUCUUCAACGUGGAACAGUCUACACCUAAACACAUGAAGAUCUACCAUCGCCUGUUUCUGGUUCAGCUUCUGGUGAGGCUCGGACUGAAUGUGUUCAUUCACAACUUCUCCAGUCUCCUCGUGGAGGCUUCAGCAGGAUAUAGGGACUAUGUGCUGGAGGAUCUCUAUGUAGAUAGUGUGUUUACCAACAUUCCAGGCUCCCAGAAGGACUCCACCACAGAGUUACCUCCCCUGAAGGAGGAGUGUGUUAGUGAUGAGGAAUCGCAGUCCUACGAGGACACACUCCCUGUGAUGGAGGGAAGUGAAGACGAACUUGCAGAAGAUUUCCCAUGUAUCCUUGAGGACAGUCCACAGGCAGAAGCUGGAUCUAUUGAUGAUGAGGAGGACAUUGCUCGGCUGAGCGACGCCUCACAGGAUGAGGACCGGACGUCGAUUCACAGCUUGGCGGGGUUGAUUGAUCCCGCACAGCGAGAGGAGGCAGUUAGUGAUCUGGAGGAGGAAGACUCUCAGAGUUUGCAGUUUCAGGAUGAUGCUGAGAGUCCAAAAAGAAGCUCACAAACCGUCACAGGAAGUAAAGGCAUGGUCCGCAGUGAGACUGAUGAAUUUGCUAGAACCAUGUCCGAGAAGUCGGAGUCUGAAGUCAUUAAUAUCAAGGACGUUGCCACGGAGAGCAUCAAGUGGUUGUCACGCCGACUGGGCUGUGUUCUGACUGCUAAAUUCCUGUCCAGGAAUUUGAUUCGUAUGCUGACAUUGUGUUACCUUGGCGAUGAACAACUUAUCACCAUCACAGAUUCAGAGAAACGGUUCAAUAAGACAUCCCGCCUGGUGUUUGGUGACAGAAAUGCCCACAAAGUUUUGGAAUGUUUGUCAGAAAUUUCACAGCUGUAUGGAGAGCAAGUGGUUCUACUGCAGUAUAUACCCAGUACUGUAGAUAUGGUGGCUCUGGCCAAGAAGAGGUUGACCCAGAAAGGAGAAGCGGGGUUGAUUAGUGCCCUGGUUCUAAUGAGAAACCUGUUACCUCUCCUCUCAGACUCCAGCCUGAUGGACACAUUACAGGAGACAAUCAUUAAGGAGGUCUUGGGUCCCACCAUUAAACUGGUCUCCUCCCCCUCACAUCACUUUCCUGGUGGUAGCUCCAUUAGGACAGUAAUUUGUCACAAACUGGUGGACGUGGUGUAUGUGAUUGGCCUCCGACUUGGAUUUGAGCAGACCAGGAAUCAGUUGACAGGAGUUGUUAAUGAAUUUUUCGCAUCAUUCAACCAGGUGUAUGGGCAACAAUUAAUCAAAUCUGAGUCAUCUAAAAGUUUGACAGAUUACAAGCAAGGAAGAGGGAAUAGAGGUGGUUCCUCUGAUGACUAUUGUAACAUUAAGAUAGACUCCAGCACUCAGGAAUACAUGAUUGGAACCCCUGUCAGUGUCACAAGUUUAGACUUGUCCCAUAAUUCUUGGACGCUUCGCAAAUCUCACUCGCUGGCCUUCAACAUGACCGAUGACAAAGAGGACUCCCCAGAGAGCACUGUUAAGGACACAGAGAAACUGAAGCAGGAACUGGCAGACGUCUUCAACCCCGAGCUUGCCAUGGCAUCCUACAUCCCAUUCCUCAGGAUCUUUGGAAAUACUCAUAUGGAGCAGUUCCUUCCCAAUGAAGAUCUCAUCAGGCAGCUGUGUUCUCAGUACGACAUGAGUGUAGGACAAACUUCUCCUGACAGUGCAUCAGAACCCACCUCUCCUAUAGGUAAUCAACAGCCCACUUCACUCAGAGGUAUCUCACAGCCCACCUUUCUUAAGGGGGAAACAACAGAGGAGUACAUCCCUCCCCAGUCUUCCCAGCAUUCCCUUCAGUUUUCUGCGGAAGUGACAGGAAACAAGAUCGAGGUCAUUAAUACCCACACAGACAUGAUUCGAUUCGGUCCCAUUCACCGCUCUUCUCGGAUCCUCACCCUGGACCCUGAUGAAACAAAGUGUGAAUAUAAAGACAGACACAAACAGAGGCAUCUGAAGGGUAACUGGCUGGCAUACUGGGAACAUGAACUAGGUCUGAGUGAGAGGGACUCCUUGUUUAACUUUAAGCAGAUUAGACUUCAGUCGUUUGAGGGUCACACCAGCAGCAUACGAGCUCUAGUUGCCCUGAACAAUGAGAAUUCUUUCAUCAGUGCCAGCAAGGACAAAACGGUCAAACUGUGGUCCAUCAAAAGCUUUGGUGAUGGAAACGGGAAGUGUAAAUGUCAGGAGACCUAUAAAGAACACAAGAAAUCCAUUUUUUCCAUUGUCUACCUGGACUCUGUUCAACUGGUGGCUUCCUGUGACAGUACAGUUCACAUAUGGGACCCCUUUACCAGUGAGAUAGUGAGACAACUCGAUUCGAAUGGAUCCAAUCAACCAAUCACAGCCAUGACUGCCUUGCCCUCCCCCAGUACAAUGGUCAUCACGGCAACCAAUGAAUCCAUGCUGAGGUACCUUGAUUUACGAUCAGCUGAGUAUGCACACGAGUUUAAAACGUCAACGACAUCAGCAGGUUUGAUCCGCUCCCUGACAUGCAGUCCAGACAACAGCUGGAUAGCUAUUGGAUUUUCCUCAGGACUAAUGUCGUUACUGGAUCAGAGGACAGGGUACCUGAUAGCUACCUGGAAGGGACAUGAGGGCGAGAUAUUACAGGUGAAGGCCUUUGACAGAACUACUUUUGUGUCAACUUCUUUUGACAAUACAAUGAAAAUCUGGAACUCUGAGGAUCUAAAAGAUGCCUGUAUACUGAAAGGUCACACUGAGCCGGCUCACUGCUUCACAUUCUACAGAGACCAAGUCAUCAGUGCCACCACCGGAAACAAAAUUGGCGUCCAUUCCUCGCUAGACAGCCAGGCGAGUUUUACAUCUACUAAGCUGAGGUCAGACACAUUUAAAGGCGUGUUGACGAGUCUUGCUGUUCUUCCUCAGAAUCGGACACUCCUGCUGGGUGCGGACAAUGGCAGCAUCAAGCUCCUGUGUUAGAAAUCCUUCGAUCUCGUCUGCUAGGAGAGAGAGAGGGGAAAUAACAUGAGAUCUGAGAUGUUGAAUCGACGAUAUGACGUCAGAAAAUUCAGAAACGGGACGUAUAAACUUCCGCGUCAUCAAAUCAAGAACCUAGUCACCAAAACACCUCCGUAGUAGUGGUGGUUAAAAAUCGAUGUUUGUUGUUUCAUUCCGUGAUUUUGUGUGUAAUGUUAUUUUCUUAUGUCACCAGUGCAAUAUCAGAUCAUGGAGCCGGUCGUGAACAUUAUUAACAGUAGACAUUUUAUUCCACAUAAUUUAUUUUUUUUGGAUUAUUUUCUAUUUUUAUAGUACAUGCAAUAAAUAUCACCUUUUUUAUUUA